AUGGACUCAAUCUCCAGCAGCGCAAGAAGGCCUUGUUUCAUCGAGGAAGAUGAUGGGUUGGCCUCACUGGCAGACAUGGAAGCUGGGUUUUCUGGGAGCCACCCCCCAUUUUUUUCAAGGCCUAUGUGUUAUGCAAGGAGGAGCGGCAGCUUCAGAAACCUCUCUGGCAUGGCUUCGUUUUCUUCCUCUUCUUCCUUGUCCCCGAGAUCUGGGCGGUUCUGUGAUGCCAGAUUUGAAGAAGCCCACCAGCCCCAUUUCUUGGAAGCUUGUUUUCUCUGCAAGAAGCCACUUGGUGAUAACAGAGACAUCUUCAUGUACAGGUUAGCCACAUAA
Messenger RNA from Prunus armeniaca (apricot), 333 nucleotides. The record is from the annotation of a GenBank genome assembly. Lineage: Eukaryota; Viridiplantae; Streptophyta; Magnoliopsida; Rosales; Rosaceae.